This is a messenger RNA of Exophiala aquamarina CBS 119918, 837 nucleotides long. RefSeq names its product ubiquitin-conjugating enzyme E2 J2. The transcript has a single exon. The coding region runs from base 1 to 837 and encodes 278 amino acids. Lineage: Eukaryota; Fungi; Ascomycota; Eurotiomycetes; Chaetothyriales; Herpotrichiellaceae. The record is from RefSeq and is a predicted model, not a curated record.
AUGGCAACCAAAGCUGCGUACAAGCGACUGACUCGUGAAUAUCAAAAUAUUCAAUCGAACCCUGUACCAUACAUCGUUGCCCAUCCAUCCGAAUCCAACAUAUUAGAAUGGCAUUAUAUCCUCACUGGUGCACCCAAUACACCCUACGAAAACGGCCAGUAUCAUGGCUCCCUUAUCUUCCCACCAGACUAUCCUUUCGCCCCACCAGCCAUCCGAAUGCAUACUCCGAGCGGUCGAUUCCAACCUUCAUCUAGAUUGUGCUUAAGUAUCAGUGACUUUCACCCAAAGUCCUUCAAUCCUGCGUGGUCGGUCUCGACGAUCUUGAUAGGACUCCUAUCAUUCAUGAACAGCGAAGAAAUGACGGCAGGCAGUGUGGGAGGAACUCCAGCAGAGCGAAAAUGGUAUGCUGCCCGGUCAAGAUGGUGGAACUCUACUGGCGGUGGAUCCGCGUCCAAACCUGUGCCUGGAGUACAGGCCACCACCAAGGGCGUAGGAAACAUCAAGGCAGGGGACGGCGGAGUGAAGUUCAGAGCGGAAUUUCCGGAAGAAGAUCAGGAAAAUUGGAGAUGGAUUAGCCAACAUCGCAUAGAUCCAAAAACUGGACGCAUGCUCCCUGACCUAGAGGGCGAGGAGGUGCAAUGUUCUCCUGAAACUGCAACACUCCGUCGGAUACUGGGAGGAAGUGGCGGUGGCGUUGGGGCAGUGGUCCAUGGAGGCCAGGCUGCCCGAAACGCUGGCCAAGGCUGGCUGUCUACCAACAAGGUCUGGAUGGUCUUCGGGGGACUCUUCCUGUAUUUCAUAGCGGCCAGAAUGAUCAGCGAGGCGCAAGGAUUAUGA